CUCUUUUCUCCACCACUUCCUUGGUGACUACUCGUGUAUUUCGUGACUUCAGUGACUUGACCAUGCUGGCCCGCCGCAUUCUUACGUCCAAGGCCAAGAGCAGCCUUGUCCCUGCCUUCACGGCGCGCUCGUUCUCGGCGCCCGCGACGACCAAGGACGACUACUCUUCCCCAGAUCACUACUUUGACGACGAAGUCAAGGCCAACGCUGGGGACCCGUCCAAGCGUGCGUUCACGUACUUUGUGUUGGGGGGUUCGCGCAUUGCGUACGCGACCGCCGCCCGCCUCGCGGUCAUCAAAUUCGUCGGCUCCAUCAGUGCAUCCGCCGACGUGUUGGCCUUGUCGACCGCCGAAUUCAGCUUGGCCAGUAUUGAACCCGGUUCCACCAUCACGGUCAAGUGGCGUGGCAAGCCCAUCUUCAUCAAGCACCGCACCGAAGCCGAGAUCGCCAAGGCUCGUGACGUCGACCUGAGUCAACUGCGCGACCCCGAGUCCGACGAAGUGCGCGUCCAAGACCCCAAGUGGCUGGUCAUCUUGGGUAUCUGCACGCAUUUGGGGUGCGUGCCCACGUCCAACGCCGGCGAAUACGAUGGCUGGUUCUGCCCGUGCCACGGCUCCCAUUACGACUUGAGCGGCCGCAUCCGCAAGGGCCCUGCGCCGCUCAACAUGGAAAUCCCGCCCUACAAAUUCGUGGACGGAGACCGCGUCUUGUUGGGCUAAAUGCAUCUUGAUUUUUCCCAUAGAAGGUAGCCAGGCUGGUUGAUUCUUGAAUUAUAAUGCAAGUUGUCGGCGCGUGCAGUUUCUACUUCGAGUGCGAGCAGUGUACGAGUAGAAGGGCUUGCCUAGCCA
Messenger RNA from Aphanomyces astaci, 848 nucleotides. RefSeq names its product ubiquinol-cytochrome c reductase, iron-sulfur subunit. Gene Ontology annotation, biological process: mitochondrial electron transport, ubiquinol to cytochrome c. Gene Ontology annotation, cellular component: membrane. The transcript is spliced from 3 exons. The record is from RefSeq and is a predicted model, not a curated record. Lineage: Eukaryota; Oomycota; Saprolegniomycetes; Saprolegniales; Verrucalvaceae. Bases 63 to 719 code for a protein of 218 amino acids. Gene Ontology annotation, molecular function: 2 iron, 2 sulfur cluster binding; quinol-cytochrome-c reductase activity.